Molecule: messenger RNA, 1996 nt
Organism: Saccoglossus kowalevskii
Lineage: Eukaryota; Metazoa; Hemichordata; Enteropneusta; Harrimaniidae
Product: motile sperm domain-containing protein 2-like
Cellular component (GO): endoplasmic reticulum-endosome membrane contact site; endomembrane system
Source: RefSeq, a predicted model, not a curated record
AUGGCGGAAACGGAGGCAUACACGGCAAGGUUUCAAGAACUGAGAAAUGAAUUUUUAGAGAAACACGCCGAUGAUAUUGCCAAUGGUGCCUAUGAUCAGAGAGAUGUACAAAAAGUACGAUCUGAUGACUUCUAUGUCAAGCUUUUUCUUCUCCAUUCAAAAGGAAGCUAUGAUUUUGCUCUUGAAGUGAUUCAUAGCAGUUUAAAGUUCAGAAAGGACUUUGGGGUUUACGAUAUCACUGAAGAUAGCUUUCCCUUGGAAUUAUGGGAAAUCGGUGGAUUAUAUGUACAUGGCAAAGACCUGAGUGGCAACCACCUCUUGUGGUUUUUAGGAAGAAAGUUUAAAAAAGGGGAUGCACAAAAACAGCUGCUUACCAAGAAAAUAAUAGUGUAUUGGCUUGAGAAGAUAAGUAUUGAACAUCCAGGUGAAAAAGUCACUGUCAUUCAGGAUGCAACACAAACUGGACUACAGAAUAUGGAUUUGGAGAUGGUCAAGUUCAUAAUCACAUGUUUCAAAUUUUACUACCCCAAUAUGUUAGGUGUUAUGCUAGUGUAUGAAUUGCCCUGGAUUCUGAAUGCUGCGUGGAAGAUAAUCCAGUCGUGGUUAUCAGAGGAAGCUAGAAAGAAAGUUAUCUUGCGAAAUAAAAGCACUAUACAGCAACAAGUAGGAGCUGAUAUCUUGCCACCAUACAUGGGAGGAAAUGAUACAUUUGAAUGGAAGUAUGUACCCACACCACCCAAAGAAUACCAAGAGAUGAUGGAAAUAUUUGAUGAAGAUGAAACUGAAAUAGAGUCUACAGAAGAUGGAGAGACAACGGUUAUAUCCAAUAAAAUUACAGAAGCACACAUAGGAAAUGAGAGUGGAAUGAAUGGUGAGAUGACAGUCAGGAGAAGGGUUCAUUUUGCUGAGGAUUCUGAGAGGCCACCAAUAGUGAAAAGUCAAAGUGCUGAUAAUAUAGAAGUCUUAUCUUCUUCACCUUCUAACACUAAAGAAGCCUUAAAUCACCAUAUUGCCAGUCCUUUGAAAACCAGGCGAUCUAAAAGAGUUGGUGACAGUGCUAAGGGGGCACAUCUUACGAUAAGCCCUGCAGAAGAUUUAGAGUUCAUUGCUACCGAACACAACAAGGAAGCCCACUCUGUUAUAUCUUUAUGUAAUAACACACAAGGACUUGUUGCAUUCAAGGUGAAGACGACAGCCCCUGAGGUAUUCCGAGUGAAACCCAGUGCAGGCACUAUAGCACCUGGAAAAUCUAAUGAUGUGCAUGUCAGUCUUCAGUCAGGUCAUGAGUAUACGGUUCGUAGAGAAAAGUUUUUAAUUUUAUCAACUCAAGUACAGAACUCUCCAAAAACACAAAGUGAAUUGCAGUCACUAUGGAAAAAAAUACCAUCUUCAAGUAUGGUAGAACACAGGUUGCGUUGUUCUUUUCGAGUGGUGCCCAUAGACAAUAAAAUAGCCAUGAAAAAACAAACAGAGGUUGAGACUUUACAGCAACAAGUGACAAAACUUUCCUCGAAGCUGGAAAAACUUGUAGACCAUAACGAGAGAAUUAAAGAGAGCUUAUCAAGUAUACUUAAACUACUCAAGUUUUUCUUUGUGUCUGGUUUUAUUCUCUUCAUGUGUGCAAUUUACUACUAUUUACGAUAUUCUGGUACGGUGCCAGACGGCAGACGAUGUCAGAGCCAAGGAACAUCAACCACACACACUGAGAAUAUCAUGUCUGAUCCAACUGUGACAAUGGGACUUAGUGGACCAUGACAAUGUCUGUCAUGAGAACUUACCAUUACAUUGAACAUUAUAAACACUAAAUAAUUUUCUGCAAUUACACCCGAUUCCAAUGUGUUUUACGGUAUGUGCUGAAAAGCUGCAAAAUGAACCAAAUAUAGAAAGGUUUAUUUUGAGGCCAUGUGUGGCCAUUCUCUUCUAUGAUAAUGUUCAGUUUAUUUACUGAAUUAUAUUCGUAAAUGCGAAAUAUAAUUGUAUCACUAUCAUAUAAAAA